Molecule: messenger RNA, 1602 nt
Organism: Pipistrellus kuhlii (Kuhl's pipistrelle)
Lineage: Eukaryota; Metazoa; Chordata; Mammalia; Chiroptera; Vespertilionidae
Product: zinc finger protein 772
Exons: 4
Coding region: 234-1490 (418 amino acids)
Biological process (GO): regulation of transcription by RNA polymerase II; central nervous system development
Cellular component (GO): nucleus
Molecular function (GO): RNA polymerase II cis-regulatory region sequence-specific DNA binding; DNA-binding transcription factor activity, RNA polymerase II-specific
Source: RefSeq, a predicted model, not a curated record
UCCGUCCCUGAAGCCUCAGGCCCCGAGGAUGAGGGCUGCCGGUCCGGGCCGUGGGGGCGCUCGUGGGGCCGCGUCUGACCGGCAGUCCGAGGAAACCUGGCGUGACGGCCCCGGGGAGGGCGACCGGCCCGUGUCCGCGGGGUCCAGUGUGAGGAGGAGUGACGUCCGCAGUGUCAGCUCUAGCAGCUGUCAUUCUGAGAGAACGGUUUGAGGUUCCCCGGAGCUCGGGAGUGAUGACGGACCCUGUACAGGCACAGGUGAACGUGGAGGACGUGUUUGUGUCCUUCUCCCCGGAGGAGUGGGGGCUCCUGGACGAGGCCCAGCGACGCCUGUACUGCGACGUGAUGCUGGAGAACUUCGCCCUCCUGGCCUCGCUGGGUUCUUGGCCUGGCAUGGAGGAUGAGAUACCUUUUAAGCAAAGGGUUUCUGCAGAAGGAGUGUCACAGGUCGGGACUCUCAAGUCAGGCCCUGCCACCCAGCAAGCCUACUCCCGUGAGGCAGGUGGCCUGGUCUUGAAAGACAUUUCACACUUGGCUGAGCACCAAGAAACACACUCUGGGCAGAAGCCGUGUGGGAAACAAUUCUGGCUCAGUGGGAACCUUCAGCACCAGAAACAGCGUCGGGGAGAGAAGCCCUUCAGAGGAGACGAGGGCCGGGCCUCUCUUGUGAACAGCUGCCCUGUCCAGCCCCGGAAGGUGCCCUCUGUGCCUGGGGAGGCCCGCGAGGACUUCUCAGCUCGCUCGGGCAGUUCCCAGCACCGCGCUCCCCACGGUGGCGGCGAGUGUGUGGAGGCCUUGCGUAGCGGACAGCGGCAUCACGAAUGCAGCGAGUGUGGGAAAGCCUUCAGCCGCAAAGACUCGCUCGUCCAGCACCACAGAGUCCACACUGGAGAAAGGCCAUACGAGUGCGGCGAGUGUGGGAAAACCUUCAGCCGCAAACCCAUACUCGCUCAGCACCAGCGAAUUCACACUGGAGAAAUGCCCUACGAGUGUGGCAUCUGUGGGAAAGUUUUCAAUCACAGCUCAAACCUGAGUGUGCACCAAAGAGUUCACACUGGAGCAAGGCCUUACAAAUGCAGCGAAUGUGGGAAAGCCUACAGCCACAAAUCCACGCUUGUCCAGCACGAGAGCGUCCACACUGGAGAAAGGCCGUACGAGUGCAGCGAAUGUGGGAAAUACUUUGGUCACAAAUACAGACUCAUCAAACACUGGAGUGUUCACACCGGGGCACGGCCUUACGAGUGCAUUGAGUGCGGGAAAUUCUUUACCCAAAGCUCCGACCUCGUUGCACACCAGAGGGUCCACAACGGUGAGAAGCCCUACGUGUGCAGCGAGUGUGGGAAAGCCUUUAGCCACAAGCAUGUGCUCGUUCAGCACCAUAGGAUCCACACCGGAGAAAGGCCGUAUAAGUGCAGUGAGUGUGGGAAGGCCUUCAGGCAAAGGGCUUCCCUCAUCCGACACUGGAAAGUCCACACUGGAGAAAGGCCAUAGCCUAGCAGGGAAUAUGCCAUGUUUCUCUCUCAUCCAUGUUUCUUUCUUCUUUGUUUUUUUUAAUAUAUAUUUUAUUGAUUUUUUUUACAGAGAGGAAGAGAGAGGGAUAGAG